AUGCUUUUCGACAGGUAUUUUCUUCUCCAUAGAACUGACCACCGAUCGUUGAGUUUGAUCUUUGUUUUCAAGCUGAAAACAAUAUGCGUGCCUCUGCUGGAACACUCGCUUUUGACACCGACACAAACUCCUCGCGUGCUAUCCCUUCUAUCUCGUUUAAAUGAGAUGCUACAGGAAUUCCACUUAUCAGGCUACACCCUGGAGUCGCCUAUGGUCUCGUACGCUAUGUUUCCUCUGACAUCGAUGCUACGUCGAAACCGCCCUUCAGCGAUUCCGGACCAAGUCAUGGAGAGAUUGUUUGACGCGCUCUGCUUGCUGUGCGAAAGCUGGUGGUGGGACUGUGAUAUCCGUGCAUGGGAACAGAUCUUCAUGCUAUGCGGGGCAGUAAUUGGAGGCAUCGAGAGCAAAGAGAAAAUCAGGGCUGACGAAACGAAGGAGGCCGCCGUUCGAUGCCUUGUCGCCCUCACGCGGGAUCGAGGAGACACUGAAGAUCUCACACUAUCUUCCACUCACCCUUCUCCCGCCCGCGACAUCUUGACUCGGUUGAAAAAUCACGCAGAAUCUAGUCACUUCAUACCCAUUCUAGGCCAGACCAUAAAUUCUUUAAUCAUCACCGCAGGAUCCUCACACACAAAUCUUCAAAAGCAAUCUCUCCGUGCUUUGCACAUCCUAAUCACACACUAUUCUACCGUCGGAUUUGUACCAUCCAUUCUCCCUGGAGUCGUGAGCGCGAUGACACGGAUCUCUUUGGGCAUCUCAUCGUCCAAGGGAUGGACCAAUGGCGACAUAGUUGUCGAAGCACUAGCAGUCAUGCAAGAGGUAAUCAUCAGAUCUAUUGGUGAUGACAUCUGUCUAAGGGAAGGUGCGGUGAGGGGCAUCGCAGAGUUAGACAACCUUGCCGACCUUUUGAGCGACACGUCAGAAGCUCAAGUCGACAGUAAACCUUUUUCGGUCCAUCGAACUUCGACAUGGUUGCGCGCUACAUCCUCCCAGCUGCUCAUGGCUCUCAAGACUCUCACACCCCUUGUAUCCCACCCGACGCCGGUUGCAUUGCGUGCUUUCUCCGUGUUUUCUAUAUCCAUUCUCGCUGCCACACCACUUUCCAUGCCCCAAACACAGCCGCUCCUACUUUCGUUUCUUCUAUCUUUAUCGCAAUCACAGUUGCCAUCGGUAUCCACAUAUACUCGACAAUCUCUCAGCCGACUUUUUCUUCAACCCUCGGAGAUCCGACACUCCCUUCUUCAGACGCUACUACAAACGACGCGUGACAAUCUCGCUACCCUCCCUCGGCUGGUGAGUUCCCAUUCGGAUGCCAAAGUUGAGCAUGUCGCAGGUCAAGUCGAAGCUGCAUGUCUUCUCGCUAUUACCGACACGACCAAGAGUCUGGCUUUGGUUUCUUCUGGGCUCGGAAAACUACUAGGGCCGAUGGGAGGUAUCGAGAAAUGGGGAUGGCGUCUAUUGUCAGUGUUAGAAUUCGACGCACCAGCAGUCACCGUAACAGGCACUUCAUCAGCGCAGCUUCUGCUUGAGAAUGAUCCAGGUGGUUCUGCAUCAAUGGUCUUCCCGGAGAUAACCUUGAAACACAUAGCGACACGAUCUACGCAAGACGCUUUGGAGCGGAUGCUUCGUGCUUUAGGGCAGGCGGCAGGCGGCGAGUGUCUCUAUUCCGUGGAGUGGUUUUUAAGCCUAGGUAGGAGCAGAGGAGACUCUAAAGGAGCCGCUUCCCUAUGGUGUGCUUGCCGACUUCUAGAGGGCGUUUCUGGUAUCUGCCUUUACACUUCUGACGUCGGUGAUGGUGUGCAAAGGAUUCAGGACCGGCGAGUACGACAAGUCGUUCGUGGAAUCGCGAGGAGCAUCUCAGACUUGUGGGACGUAGAUGAUUUUUCGGGCCUUUCUACAGAAUUACCGGAAGAUUCUCAGGACGAAGUUGCUGUCACUGAGCAUAUCAAGGGGUUGAUCGUCCUGGAUCCUUCGCUGCAAGUUGGUACUGCUGGUGUCCCUUCACUUUCUGCAUCUGCAGGCCGUUCGACUUCCCAGCCUCAACUGCAUAAAGCUCUCUCACUUCACUUGCUCUCCCUCGCGGCUGGUAUCAUGGAGGCACGGUUCGCACCAAUGCUUCUUUAUACUCUCUAUCCUGUCCUGCACUCCAUCGUAUCGCUCGAUCUCCACUUAUCCACUACAGGCUUGGCUGCCCUCAGCUUCAUCUCUUCUAGCAUGUCUUUUGCCUCGCCAGCCAAUCUCCUGCUCUCCAAUUUUGAUUAUGCGCUCGAUGCAGUUUCGCGUCGGUUGACUCGUCAAAGGCUUGACCUCGACGCGACAAAGGUUCUCGCUGUCCUCGUGCGCCUUGUGGGCCGCGACGUUGUUCAAAAGGCAGGUGAUGUCGUCGAAGAGUGUUUCGAUCGGCUAGAUGAGUAUCACGGUUAUAAUGUCAUCGUGGAAGGCCUUGUCGAUGUCCUCGGUGAAGUAGUCAGAGUUAUCGAAGAAGACGACGAGACCCAUGUCACCCGCGAGGAGGACCUAGUUUCAAGCUCUGUAUCGCCUCCAAAUAGCGGACGGCUGGAAUCUUUCGUGCUUUGGUACACACACAGGCAUGACUCGCAGAACGUAGAGGAAGACAAAACUGAUUAUGGUCCUGCUCCUCGGAUGGAUUGGGGUGCGGGAAAGGAGGCAGAGAAAGAGGAUGCGGAUACCAAGACAACUGAUCCUAAUGCUGAGCCUCCUGCAACUCCUACCCAAUCACUGACGAAGCAAAUCGUUUCUCGGUCGAUGUAUUUCAUCACUCAUGGAUCGCCACUCAUCCGGGCACGAAUUCUUACCUUACUGAGUUCCUCUGUCCCUGUCCUUCCGGAGUCUGCCUUGCUGCCGUCCAUCCAUCAAGCAUGGCCUUUCAUUCUAAACAGGCUGGCGGACACGGAGACCUUCGUAGUAAGUGCCGCGGCUAUGCUAGUGGAGUCAUUAUCAACCCAUGUCGGAUCAUUUAUGUUUCAACGUAUCUGGGACGAUGUCUGGCCGCGUUUCAAACUGCUCCUGGGUAAACUCAAUGAGGCCGAUUCGAAAAGCGCUCUCACGAGGCGGGGAGCGGCUUCUUCUGGGACAGAGUCGGCCUACACGCAUUCGCAUCGACUAUAUCGGGCGAUCUUGAGAACGAUGACAGCGACGGUCAAGAAUGUCCAGAUGAAGGAUGCGGCGACAUGGGAGAUGCUAUUGGCCUUUCGGCGGUUCCUGCACCGCCACGCACACGAGGAGCUGCAAAGUUGCGCCAAAGAAUUAUACAUUGCUAUCGCAGAGAAGAAUGAAGAUGCGGUCUGGUUAGUUCUUUGUUCGACGAUGGGUGCCGUGGGCGGUUCGCUGGCAUUUUUGACAGAGGAAAAAUGGGACAUCAAAGGCAAUGUAAUGCAUAUUCUGCCAUCCGAUGCCUUCGACGGCGACGUAGCAUAG
Molecule: messenger RNA, 3438 nt
Organism: Heterobasidion irregulare TC 32-1
Lineage: Eukaryota; Fungi; Basidiomycota; Agaricomycetes; Russulales; Bondarzewiaceae
Exons: 1
Coding region: 1-3438 (1145 amino acids)
Biological process (GO): chromatin remodeling
Cellular component (GO): cytoplasm
Source: RefSeq, a predicted model, not a curated record